Messenger RNA from Trachemys scripta elegans, 1737 nucleotides. RefSeq names its product exocyst complex component 3 (gene EXOC3). Gene Ontology annotation, cellular component: exocyst. Lineage: Eukaryota; Metazoa; Chordata; Testudines; Emydidae. Gene Ontology annotation, biological process: exocytosis; exocyst localization. The record is from RefSeq and is a predicted model, not a curated record. Gene Ontology annotation, molecular function: SNARE binding.
UACAGAGAUGAUGGGAAAUUCCGAACUGGCCCCAGAAGUGGAUGUAAAUUCUCUAAAUCCUUUAAUUUCACAAAAUGUGAUAGACCAGCUUCUUAGCAAGUACAUGUCGACACUUACUUCCAACAUCAUUGGUUGGCUACGAAAAGCACUGGAGACAGAUAAAAAAGACUGGAUAAAAGAAACUGAGCCAGAAGCAGAUCAAGAUGGGUACUAUCAGACUACACUCGCAGCUAUUGUAUUUCAGAUGUUUGAGCAGAAUCUUCAGGUAGCUGCUCAGAUAAGUGAAGAUUUGAAAACGAAGGUACUGCUUCUCUGUCUUCAACAAAUGAAUUCAUUCCUGACAAGGUACAAAGAAGAAGCCCAGUUAUAUAAAGAGGAGCACCUAAAAAAUCGUCAGCAUCCUCAGUGCUAUGUUCAAUAUAUGAUUGCCAUAAUCAACAACUGUCAGACCUUUAAAGAAUCUAUAAUCAGUUUGAAAAGGAAAUAUUUGAAAAAUGAAAUGGAAGAGGGAAUGUCAAGCAGCCAUGCAAACAUGGAUGUAAUUUUAGACACCAUUGCCAAGGAAGGAUGCUCUAGCCUGCUAGAUGAAGUCUUCAUGGAUUUAGAGCCACAUCUCAAUGAGCUGAUGACAAAGAAGUGGCUGACUGGAUCUAAUGCUGUGGACACAAUCUGUGUCACUGUAGAGGAUUAUUUCAAUGAUUUUGCAAAAAUAAAAAAACCCUAUAAAAAGAAAAUGACUGUUGAGGCCCAUCGUAGAGUGGUUGUGGAGUACAUCAAGGCUAUCAUGUUAAAACGUAUAUCUUUCAAGAAUGGAGAAGAAAGAAAAGAAGGUGCAGAAAGAAUGAUCAAAGAAGCAGACCAGUUCAGGUUUCUGUUUAAAAAAUUAGCAGCUGGAUCUGGAGAGCACACUGAAGGGCUUUGUGACAUCAUUGUAGCCAUUGCAGAAGUUAUUAAGCUGACUGAUCCUUCAUUGCUUUAUCUGGAAGUCUCAACUUUAGUUAGUAAAUACCCAGACAUCAGGGAUGACCAUAUUACAGCUUUGCUGACAGUAAGAGGAGAUGCCAGCAGGGACAUGAAACAGACCAUCAUUGAAACUCUGGACCAAGGUUCAAGCCAACCAAAUCCUAACUAUGUGCCAAUUUUUAAAGAAAUUACAGUUCCUACACUAAGUGUGCCAAAACUUCUUAAAUAACUGAUAAACUUGAGUUCAUGUGUCAUUUUUGGUAUGGGAUCAACAUAUUUGACAUGUUCAAAGGCAAAUUUGGCAAUGCCACUUUAAAGGACACUUAAUAUGAUGCUAUUACUUAUUGGGUAUGAGUUUUUAAAAACUUUUGGUGCGAACAGUUGCAAUGAAGAUCCUGGAAACAACCAGCUGUAGAAGUCACUAGCAUGGCUGCUUGAAGAAUGAAACUUUCUGAUGGCCACAGUGCUGUGUACUGACCACUUACACAUUACAGCCAUAGGCACCAUCAGCAAAUAUAUUUUCUCACAAUUACUUAACCUCCUACUUUAUGUAUGUAUUUACUCUGAUGUAAAAUUGUGUCAGAAAAGAGUUAUGAAAUUCACAAAUGUUUAAUAAAAUGACUGAAAUUUCUAGUAUAUAAUUUGGUUCUAGGGUGAAUAAAUGAAAGAAUUUGAUACUUAAGGUACAAUAAUAAUUUUUCAUCCAUUUGAUUUUAACUUUGUGUGUAUUAAGCACUGCCAAAUCCCAAUUAAAUAAAAAUGUUACAGCUUAAA